CACCUUGUGAUGAUGUGUACAACAGCCCGCCUCUCCCCAGCUGAUGCUCCAGCGCUGUCAAUGUCUGUUCGCGGAGGAGCGCUGGAGGAGCAGGGGGGACUGGGAAUCCGGAGAGGUUCCGCGGGGCAGCGCGGUGAGCACACCCAUGGGUGGCUGCGUGGGCAGUCACCAUGAUUCCUCGGGCAGUUUGAACGAGAUCUCGGACGGAACCGGAGUGGCUCUGGGCCGCAACCAGCCCCUGAAGAGGGAGAAGCCCAAAUGGAAGAGCGACUACCCGAUGACAGACGGGCAGCUGCGGAGCAAACGCGACGAGUUCUGGGACACGGCACCCGCGUUCGAGGGCCGCAAAGAGAUCUGGGAUGCGCUGAGGGCCGCUGCGCACGCCUUCGAGAGCAACGACCAUGAGCUGGCGCAGGCCAUCGUCGAUGGGGCCAGCAUAACUCUGCCACAUGGUGCCCUGACGGAGUGCUACGACGAGCUGGGUAACCGAUACCAGCUGCCCGUCUAUUGCCUGGCACCGCCGGUCAACAUGAUCGAGGAGAGGAGCGACGCGGAGUCGUCGGACGCGCCGGAGCCGCCGCCCGGCGCGGGCCAGGAGUGCCAGCUGCGGCUGCGUCUCUCCACGGGCAAGGACCUGCGCCUGGCCGUUCGCACCACCGACUCGGUGCAGCACAUGAAGCGCCGCCUGCAGGCCGAGGAGGGCGUGGCACCUUCCAGCCAGCGCUGGUUCUUCUCGGGCCGCCCGCUCACGGACAAAAUGAGGCUGGAGGAGCUCAAGAUCUCCAGGGACUACGUGGUGCAGGUGAUCGUGAGCCAGCCUCCCCCUCAGAACCCCACGCCCGUGGAGAACUAGAGCUCACUGGGGUUUAAAAAAAAAAAAAAA
Molecule: messenger RNA, 883 nt
Organism: Scleropages formosus (Asian bonytongue)
Lineage: Eukaryota; Metazoa; Chordata; Actinopteri; Osteoglossiformes; Osteoglossidae
Product: ubiquitin domain-containing protein 2-like
Exons: 3
Coding region: 44-853 (269 amino acids)
Molecular function (GO): protein binding
Source: RefSeq, a predicted model, not a curated record